Molecule: messenger RNA, 3294 nt
Organism: Phoenix dactylifera (date palm)
Lineage: Eukaryota; Viridiplantae; Streptophyta; Magnoliopsida; Arecales; Arecaceae
Source: RefSeq, a predicted model, not a curated record
CGCACUAACUCAGUUCCUCUACUUCACGACUCCUCCCUAAUCCACCCAAUGACGUACAAUAUGAUAACCAGCUUCAGAAAACACCAACGGCUCUAUUUCUGCACUUCUUCCCGCCACCCUUCGCCUCGUCCAAGCAUCUCCUCCCCCCACUUCGUAACCCAGCAGUGCAGCAACGACUUCAUCAGUAGCCUCUGCCGGCAGAAGCGCUUCCGAGAAGCCCUCCAAGCCUUCCAUUCCCUCCGUGCGCAGAAGCUCAAUUUCCAGCUCCACCCCAGCACCUACGCUCGCCUCUUCCUCGCCUGCUCCCAACUCAAAUCCCUCCAUCACGGCCGCCUCGUCCACCACCACCUCUCCGACUCCGGCGUGGCUGCCGACGUGAUCCUCCGCAACCACAUUCUAAAUAUGUACGGCAAAUGCGGGUCCUUGGAGGAAGCCCGGCAGCUGUUCGAUGCAAUGCCCGAGAGGAAUCUCGUGUCUUGGACCUCAAUGAUUUCUGGGUACUCGCAGAACCACCGGGAGUGGGAGGCGGUGGAGCUGUAUGUCGAGAUGCUCCGCUCGGGGCUAGCCCCGGAUCAGUUUGCCUUGGGAAGCGUGGUGAGAGCGUGCUCCGGUUUGUCUGAUGUCGAGCUGGGAAAGCAGCUGCAUUGCCACACAGUAAAGUCAGAUUGUGGCGCUGCUCGGAUUGUGCAGAAUGCGCUCAUCAGCAUGUACUCAAAGUCUGAAAGGAUUGAAAAUGCUUCUGUUGUGUUUGAAAGGAUGGUGGAAAAGGAUCUGAUCUCUUGGGGUUCGAUGAUUGCUGGUUUUGCUCAGCAGGGGUGUGAACUGGACGCUUUGCACCUGUUCAAGGAAAUGCUUGAUAUGGGUGUGCACAGGCCAAAUGAGUUCCUAUUUGGUAGUGCAUUUAGUGCAUGUGGUGGUAUAGUGCAGUCUGGGUUAGGAGAGCAAUUGCAUGGUCUCUCUAUUAAGUUUGGUUUGGAAAAUGACACAUUUGCUGGGUGUUCAUUGAGUGACAUGUAUGCGAGGUGUGGAAGGUUAGAUUGUGCAAAGAAAGCAUUUUACAGCAUAGAUAUGCCAGAUUUAGUCUCUUGGAAUUCAAUAAUAAAUGCUUUUUCUUGUGUAGGUCUGAUAAACGAAUCCAUAUUAUUUUUUUCUGAGUUGAGGGAUUUUGGAUUACAGCCUGAUGACAUCACUGCACGAUGCUUGCUUUGUGCAUGCACAGUCUCUGACUCUUUGCACCAAGGCCAAUUGGUGCAUUCCUGCAUUCUAAAAAUAGGUUUGGAUUUGAAUGUUGCUGUCCAGAAUGCUCUACUUAUGAUGUACUCGAAGUGUUCGGAUCUCUCUACUGCAUUGGAUCUUUUUAAUGAGAUGAAUGAUUGGGAUCUUGUUUCUUGGAACACGAUUCUUACUGCAUGUCUUCAGCACCAGCAAUCUGAAGAGGUAUUUUGGUUGUUAAAGCUAAUGAGAAGUUUAAACAGCAAGUUGGAUCAGAUAACCUUAAAUAUGAUAUUGAGUGCUUGUGCUGACUUGGGUUAUCUAGAAAUGGGAAAUCAGGUUCAUGCCUAUGCCUUGAAGGUUGGAUUGGAGGCUGAUUCCAUGGUGAGGAAUGGUCUAAUUGACACUUAUGCAAAAUGUGGAAGCUUACAUGAUGCAAGAAAAUUAUUUGACUGGAUGGGCAAUAACUGUGAUGUGUUCUCGUGGAGCAGUUUGAUUGUCGGGUAUGCUCAGUUUGGAUAUGCAAAAGAAUCUCUUGAGCUGUUUGCAUGUAUGCAAAGUCUGGGAAUUAGGCCAAAUCAUGUUACCUUUGUUGGGGUUCUUACAGCCUGUAGCCGUGUUGGAUUGGUAGAUGAAGGGUGUUAUUACUACAGUAUAAUGGAAGAUGAACAUGGCAUCGUACCAACAAGAGAGCAUUGCUCAUGUGUGGUGGAUUUACUUGCCCGUGCUGGCAGAUUGAGUGAGGCUGAAAGAUUUAUUGAUCAGAUGCCAUUUGAACCUGCUGUUGUAAUGUGGAAAACUUUGCUGGCUGCAUGCAGACUGUACAAUAAUGUCGAGAUUGGAAAGAGAGCAGCAGAAGGUAUAUUAAAGAUCGAUCCUUCAAAUUCUGCAGCUUAUGUUUUGUUAUGCAACAUUUAUGCUUCCUCAGGCCAUUGGGAUGACUUUGCAAGGCUACGGAAGUUGAUGAAAAGAAGUGGUGUGAGGAAGUCUCCUGGAAAAAGCUGGAUUAAGGUAAGGGGAGAGGUCAGUGUCUUCAUAGUAGAAGACAAGUCUCACCCAGCUUCUGAAGCUAUAUAUGUAAUGCUAGGAUUGUUGGGCUUUGAGAUGAGGGAAUCUGGCUAUGCACCAAAAGCAUCAAGAUGGCACGAAUGACCUGAAGCAUGCUAGAGUCAAUGCUUCUCACCAAAACUAUCUAUCUGCAGCAAGACUUUAAUGAAGCAGAGGCUUUUGCUUUCAGAUAUUUCAAGGAGCAGGAAUCAUCAACUGAGUUCUUCAAGAACAUGAACCUUGAUAAAUAUCACCUUUGCUCACAUUUGUUCAUGUCAUCCAUACUGCCAUUAAUAUGCUAGACUGACCACUAAGAGAACACCUGUGAAAGCGUUGAACUACUUGCUGGAUCAAUGGAUUUGAAUGCGUUUGACUUGUGCUCUUAUAUGUUUCCAAGUCUGACUUGUGCUCUAUACAUCUGGCUGUUUGGUCCUAUCAGAAGUCACCACGAAAGCAGUAUUUAUUUAUAACCAUGAUUAUCAUCAAGCAGGAGGUCACACAAAAUAUUUGCGGAAUUUUCAAGACUCAACUGGUGGAAAGAAUGUAAAUGUUCAGUACCACAGGAGAUGGUAGCUGAGAGGUUAUAUUUCUGCAUGCAGAGAAAUUGGAGUCAUAAACAAAGAAGUUUGCAGUCAGCUUGCUUCCUUCUCUUUGUACAAGAUACCAGCUCAGAUGCAUUUACUAUGUUAGUUGGUUGUUGAAGAAUUCUUGCUGUCUGUAUGAUUGCGUACAAUGAAUCUAUUGAUUGAGUAUUGUUUAAUAUAAGUUAUGAAGAUAUACAAUUAUUUGGUCAGAGAAUUUGUUUGUUUUUUGUUUGCAAACCUGAAUCUUGGGAAAACAUGUUUAUUAAACAUGAAAAUAGACAUUUACUGUCACUAGCCUUAGUCUCUACCCCCUAUGAUGGAAAACAAUUCAGGCGGGAACGGCUGUAUACAUGUUUGUAAUCAUGAUGAUCUUCUUUCUUACCAUAUAAAUUAUUGAAAAACUAAUGGGGCAGAAGAUGUGAAGCUAUGGCUGUAAAAAUUAGUUGUUUCU